Molecule: messenger RNA, 1574 nt
Organism: Juglans microcarpa x Juglans regia
Lineage: Eukaryota; Viridiplantae; Streptophyta; Magnoliopsida; Fagales; Juglandaceae
Product: U-box domain-containing protein 21-like
Exons: 1
Coding region: 56-1387 (443 amino acids)
Biological process (GO): protein ubiquitination
Molecular function (GO): ubiquitin protein ligase activity
Source: RefSeq, a predicted model, not a curated record
UAAGCGAAAGACGCAUCCUUUGUCGAAGAUCAAGACCGAAAGACUCUUUACAACAAUGAUUUUAUCUUGUAGAAGAAGGAGAGCCAGCCGUGGUGGCAACAACAAGAGCGAGCUUUUAGACGGCAAUUUACACAUGGAGAUCACGAUUCCAAGUCACUUUCAGUGCCCGAUCUCUCUUGAUUUGAUGAAAGAUCCAGUCACGUUGUCUACUGGGAUCACGUAUGAUCGAGAAAGCAUCGAGAAGUGGAUCGAAGCGGGCAACCAAACUUGUCCCGCGAGUAACCAGGUGUUGACGAGUUUGGAUCAAAUCCCAAAUCAUGCAAUACGCAGGAUGAUUCAAGAUUGGUGUGUUGAGAAUCGUUCUUAUGGGAUUGAAAGGAUACCGACGCCUCGAAUUCCGGUGACUCAUUAUGAGGUUUCAAAGAUUUGUUCUAGAAUUGCGGUCUCAACUCAACGUGGGGAUCACAAGAGUUGCCGAGAAUUGGUUGGGAAGAUCAAGGCAUGGGGAAAGGAGAGCGACCGUAACAGGCGGUGCGUUGUGAACAACGGAACUGGUUAUCAGUUACCGGAAACUUUCCACUCUUUCGCAAGUACUGUUUCGUUUGAGAAACAUGUCGACCUGUUGAAAGAGAUCUUAUCCGUCUUGGCAUGGACGUUCCCACUUGGUGAAGAAGGCCAAUCGAAGUUAGGAUCGGAAACAUCUUUAGGCGGCAUGGUAUGGCUUUUGAAGAGUGGAGAUCUUUCUGCAAGGCAAAACGCAGUUUUAGUACUCAAAGAGCUUCUUUCUUUAAACCAACGACACGUUGAUUCCUUGGCAAAGAUUGAAGGAGUCGCUGAAGCUUUGGUUCAGAUUAUUAGGGAGCCUAUUUGUCCAAAGGCUACCAGGGCUUCUUUAACAACCAUUUUCUACAUGAUUUCUCCAUCUGCGACGGGUGUGAGAUUUACGUCAAGAUUUGUGGAACUGGGCUUGGUUCCGCUAAUACUAGAAAUCCUUGUUGACGCAGAAAAAGGAAUAUGUGAGAGGACUUUGGGUGUUUUGGCUGGUAUUUGCGAUUCUAAAGAAGGGAGAGAAGAGGCAUAUAAGAGUGCUCUAACCAUGCCUCUUUUGGUGAAGAAGAUGUUAAGGAUAUCAAAGUUAGCGACGGAGUUUGCAGUCUGCAUUCUUUGGAAGCUCUGCAGGAAAGACAAGAAGGACGAGGGUGGUGUUAUAGUUGAGGCACUUCAAGCAGGUGCUCUUCAAAAGCUUUUGGUUCUCUUGCAGGUUGGCUGUGGUGAGAGCAUAAAGGAAAAGGCCACCGAGUUGUUGAAAUUGCUGAAUGUUCACAGGAUUAGGUUAGACUGUGUUGAUCCAUCGAUGGAUUUCAAGUACCUCAAGAGACCAUUUUGAGUCAUUAGAGUUUUUCUCUUUUACUUGCGCAUCUCAGAGAAGAAAAGCAUACAAUUAAGCCACACAGAUAUAGAUCAAUAGUAUUCAGUUAUAGGACCCCCCCAAAAAAAACGUACAAAGAAACAGGAAUUUUUGUGUCGAUAGCACUCAUUCUGAUGAAUCUACGUCCAUUAGAACUGUUUUGACA